GGAAGUAAACAAGGCUGCUGGCCGUAGCGUUAGCUGCAUGCUGCUGUUGAAUGAGCUGGAAGACGGUAUUGUAGUCGUAGAGCAGAUGAUUCUUUCAGCUGGAACUAAGCAACAAUGUCUUCAGUUGAGUGUUUGAGAGAGUUUGUCACCGAGCGACUAACUGCUGCUGCUGAAGAAAUAUUCCGAGUUGUUGAAAAAACUAUCGUCGAGUACGAGGAAGAGAUCGCUCGGCAGCGCAGACUGUUGGAUGGCGUUUGGAGACCAGAAAUCAGGUUACACAGGAUAGAGCUCCCACAGCAACAUGGCUGUAAGGAGGAGGAGGUUCUCUCUGACCAGCAGCUCUGUAUUCAGGAGAGGAACUCCAGUCUGGACCAAGAGGACCCAGAUCCUCCACAAAUUACAGAGGACCAGGAGGAACUGUGCACCAGUCAGGAGGGAGAGCAGCUUGUACAGAAGCAGGAGACUGAUACCUUUCGUCACAGUAACAACAUAAACAACAGUGACAUGUCAGAGAUUCACCGUAAUACUCAAACAGAGCUCCCACAGCAACAUGUCUGUAAGGAGGAGGAGGUUCUCUCUGACCAGCAGCUCUGUAUUCAGGAGAGGAACUCCAGUCUGGACCAAGAGGACCCAGAGCCUCCACAGAUUAAAGAGGACCAGGAGGAACUGUGCACCAGUCAGGAGGGAGAGCAGCUUGUACUGAAGCAGGAGACUGAUACCUUUAUGUUGACUCCUACUUAUGAGGAAAGGGACCACAGUGAAGGUCAGACUCUGAACUUCAAUCCUGAUGAUGACACUCUAAGUGCAGCAGAGAAAGAGUCUGUAGCCAACAUGCCAGUUCUAACCUCUGUGGUAUCAGAAGCAAACAGUGACCACCAGCUCCUCUCUCCCAACUCUCAUGAAGCUGAGAGCCAAGAUCAGAAAGGAGGCAAGCAUGGAGACUCAGGACCAACUAGAAAUGCAGAGCCAGAACCAAAGAAGAGACGACGCAAGAGCAGAAGUCACAGCAACAACGUAGACAACACUAACGUGUCAGAGAUUCACCCUAAUACUCAAACAGAGCUCCCACAGCAACAUGUCUGUAAGGAGGAGGAGGUUCUCUCUGACCAGCAGCUCACCAUGCCAGUUAUAACCUCUGUGGAAUCAGAAGCAAACAGUGACCACCAGCUCCUCUCUCACAACUCUCAUGAAGCUGAGAGCCAAGAUCAGAAAGGAGGCAAGCAUGGAGACUCAGGACCAACUAGAAAUGCAGAGCCAGAACCAAAGAAGAGACGACGCAAGAGCAGAAGUCACAGUAACAACGUAGACAACACUAACGUGUCAGAGAUUCACCCUAAUACUCAAACAGAGCUCCCACAGCAACGUGUCUGUAAGGAGGAGGAGGUUCUCUCUGACCAGCAGCUCUGUUUUCAGGAGAGGAACUCCAGUCUGGACCAAGAGGACCCAGAGCCUCCACAGAUUAAAGAGGACCAGGAGGGACUGUGCACCAGUCAGGAGGGAGAGCAGCUUGUACUGAAGCAGGAGACUGAUACCUAUAUGUUGACUCCUACUUAUGAGGAAAGGGACCACAGUGAAGGUCAGACUCUGAACUUCAAUCCUGAUGAUGACACUCUAAGUGCAGCAGAGAAAGAGUCUGUAGCCAACAUGCCAGUUCUAACCUCUGUGGUAUCAGAAGCAAACAGUGACCACCAGCUCCUCUCUCACAACUCUCAUGAAGCUGAGAGCCAAGAUCAGAAAGGAGGCAAGCAUGGAGACUCAGGAUCAACUAGAAAUGCAGAGCCAGAACCAAAGAAGAGACGACGCAAGAGCAGAAGUCACAGCAACAACAUAGACAACACUAACGUGUCAGAGAUUCACCCUAAAACUCAAACAGAGCUCCCACAGCAACAUGUCUGUAAGGAGGAGGAGGUUCUCUCUGACCAGGAGCUCAACAUGCCAGUUAUAACCUCUGUGGUAUCAGAAGCAAACAGUGACCACCAGCUCCUCUCUCCCAACUCUAAUGAAGCUGAGAGCCAAGAUCAGAAAGGAGGCAAGCAUGGAGACUCAGGAUCAACUAGAAAUGCAGAGCCAGAACCAAAGAAGAGACGACGCAAGAGCAGAAGUCACAGCAACAACAACACUAACAUGUCAGAGAUUCACUGUAAUUCUCAAACAGAGCUCCCACAGCAACAUGUCUGUAAGGAGGAGGAGGUUCUCUCUGACCAGCAGCUCUGUAUUCAGGAGAGGAACUCCAGUCUGGACCAAGAAGACCCAGAGCCUCCACAGAUUAAAGAUGAACAGGAGGAACUGUGCACCAGUCAGGAGGGAGAGCAGCUUGUACUGAAGCAGGAGACUGAUACCUUUAUGUUGACUCCUACUUAUGAGGAAAGGGACCACAGUGAAGGUCAGACUCUGAACUUCAAUCCUGAUGAUGACACUCUAUGUGCAGCAGAGAAGGAGUCUGUAGCCAACAUGCCAGUUAUAACCUCUGUGGAAUCCGAAGCAAACAGUGACUACCAGCUCCUCUCUCACAACUCUCAUGAAGCUGAGAGCCAAGAUCAGAAAGGAGGCAAGCAUGGAGACUCAGGAUCAACUAGAAAUGCAGAGCCAGAACCAAAGAAGAGACAAAACAAGAGCAGAAGUCACAGCAACAACUUAGACAACACUAAGGUGUCAGAGAUUCACCCUAAUACUCCAACAGAGCUCCCACAGCAACAUGUCUGUAAGGAGGAGGAGGUUCUCUCUGACCAGCAGCUCUGUAUUCAGGAGAGGAACUCCAGUCUGGACCAAGAGGACCCAGAGCCUCCACAGAUUAAAGAGGACCAGGAGGAACUGUGCACCAGUCAGGAGGGAGAGCAGCUUGUACUGAAGCAGGAGACUGAUACCUUUAUGUUGACUCCUACUUAUGAGGAAAGGGACCACAGUGAAGGUCAGACUCUGAACUUCAAUCCUGAUGAUGACACUCUAAGUGCAGCAGAGAAAGAGUCUGUAGCCAACAUGCCAGUUAUAACCUCUGUGGUAUCAGAAGCAAACAGUGACCACCAGCUCCUCUCUCCCAACUCUCAUGAAGCUGAGAGCCAAGAUCAGAAAGGAGGCAAGCAUGGAGACUCAGGACCAACUAGAAAUGCAGAGCCAGAACCAAAGAAGAGACGACGCAAGAGCAGAAGUCACAGCAACAACGUAGACAACACUAACGUGUCAGAGAUUCACCCUAAUACUCAAACAGAGCUCCCACAGCAACAUGUCUGUAAGGAGGAGGAGGUUCUCUCUGACCAGCAGCUCAACAUGCCAGUUAUAACCUCUGUGGUAUCAGAAGCAAACAGUGACCACCAGCUCCUCUCUCACAACUCUCAUGAAGCUGAGAGCCAAGAUCAGAAAGAAGACAAGCAUGGAGACUCAGGACCAACUAGAAAUGCAGAGCCAGAACCAAAGAAGAGUCAACGCAAGAGCAGAAGUCACAGUAACAAUGUAGACAACACUAACGUGUCAGAGAUUCACCCUAAUACUCAAACAGAGAUCCCACAGCAACAUGUCUGUAAGGAGGAGGAGGUUCUCUCUGACCAGCAGCUCAACAUGCCAGUUAUAACCUCUGUGGUAUCAGAAGCAAACAGUGACCACCAGCUCCUCUCUCACAACUCUCAUGAAGCUGAGAGCCAAGAUCAGAAAGGAGGCAAGCAUGGAGACUCAGGACCAACUAGAAAUGCAGAGCCAGAACCAAAGAAGAGACGACGCAAGAGCAGAAGUCACAGCAACAACGUAGACAACACUAACGUGUCAGAGAUUCACCCUAAUACUCCAACAGAUCAGAAAGGAGGCAAGCAUGGAGACUCAGGACCAACUACAAAUGCAGAGCCAGAACCAAAGAAGAGACGACGCAAGAGCAGAAGUCACAGCAACAACGUAGACAACACUAACGUGUCAGAGAUUCACCCUAAAACUCAAACAGAGCUCCCACAGCAACAUGUCUGUAAGGAGGAGGAGGUUCUCAACUCUCAUGAAGCUGAGAGCCAAGAUCAGAAAGGAGGCAAGCACGGAGACUCAGCAACAACUAGAAAUGCGGAGCCAGAACCAAAGAAGAGACGACGCAAGAGCAGAAGUCACAGUAACAACGUAGACAACACUAACGUGUCAGAGAUUCACCCUAAUACUCAAACAGAGCUCCCACAGCAACAUGUCUGUAAGGAGGAGGAGGUUCUCUCUGACCAGCAGCUCAACAUGCCAGUUAUAACCUCUGUGGUAUCAGAAGCAAACAGUGACCACCAGCUCCUCUCUCACAACUCUCAUGAAGCUGAGAGCCAAGAUCAGAAAGGAGGCAAGCAUGGAGACUCAGGACCAACUAGAAAUGCAGAGCCAGAACCAAAGAAGAGAAGACGCAAGAGCAGAAGUCACAGCAACAACGUACACAACACUAACGUGUCAGAGAUUCACCCUAAUACUCCAACAGAGCUCCCACAGCAACAUGUCUGCAAGGAGGAGGAGGUUCUCUCUGACCAGCAGCUCAACAUGCCAGUUCUAACCUCUGUGGUAUCAGAAGCAAACAGUGACCACCAGCUCCUCUCUCCCAACUCUCAUGAAGCUGAGAGCCAAGAUCAGAAAGGAGGCAAGCAUGGAGACUCAGGAUCAACUAGAAAUGCAGAGACAGAACCAAAGAAGAGACGACGCAAGAGAAGAAGUCACAGUAACAACGUAGACAACACUAACGUGUCAGAGAUUCACCCUAAAACUCAAACAGAGCUCCCACAGCAACAUGUCUGUAAGGAGGAGGAGGUUCUCUCUGACCAGCAGCUCAACAUGCCAGUUAUAACCUCUGUGGUAUCAGAAGCAAACAGUGACCACCAGCUCCUCUCUCACAACUCUCAUGAAGCUGAGAGCCAAGAUCAGAAAGGAGGCAAGCAUGGAGACUCAGGAUCAACUAGAAAUGCAGAGCCAGAACCAAAGAAGAGACGACGCAAGAGCAGAAGUCACAGUAACAACGUAGACAACACUAACUUGUCAGAGAUUCACCCUAAUACUCAAACAGAGCUCCCACAGCAACAUGUCUGUAAGGAGGAGGAGGUUCUCUCUGACCAGCAGCUCAACAUGCCAGUUAUAACCUCUGUGGUAUCAGAAGCAAACAGUGACCACCAGCUCCUCUCUCCCAACUCUCAUGAAGCUGAGAGCCAAGAUCAGAAAGGAGGCAAGCAUGGAGACUCAGGACCAACUAGAAAUGCAGAGCCAGAACCAAAGAAGAGAAGACGCAAGAGCAGAAGUCACAGCAACAACGUAGACAACACUAACGUGUCAGAGAUUCACCCUAAUACUCAAACAGGUAAAAAGUCUUUCAUAUGUGACACAUGUGGGAAAGACUUAAACCUGUCCUAG
Perca fluviatilis (European perch) is the source of this 5340-nucleotide messenger RNA. RefSeq lists its product as uncharacterized. Lineage: Eukaryota; Metazoa; Chordata; Actinopteri; Perciformes; Percidae. The coding region runs from base 115 to 5340 and encodes 1741 amino acids. The transcript is spliced from 20 exons. The record is from RefSeq and is a predicted model, not a curated record.